CAGCGUGUUGAUACAUUGUUUACAUUGUUGAAUGUUUACUGACGUCAUCAACAAAACUCCUGCAACACAGACGUGAAGAAACAGAACGGAACAGAGAACAGUCUGCAACCAACAAUUUGAAAGAGAACAUAAUUUUAUAAGAUGGAAAAUAACUUCACAGUUGAUGCGAACAGCACCGAAGUCGCCAAAACCCUGGUUCCACUUCUUCAAAUCGGAAUUGCAAUCGUGGCUAUCUUUGCAUUUCUCCUUCUACUUAUCAUAUCCGCCUUUAUAGCAAGCAUUUAUGAGCUAUAUCAGACCUCUCAUGAAUCACCAGAUAAUACGACAUUGAUUACGAUAAGUGCAGUUUCCAACACAGAAAUCACCAACAAUUCCAACCCUAAAAGAACAGCACCAAUAGCAUUCGUAAUACUAAUGUUGAUUCCAAACAUUUUGAGGUGUCUACUCAUGACAUGUCUCGGGCUACAAUUAAUAUAUUCAGAUCAAAUUAAGAGUACUGAUAAAUCACCACAUAAUUCGACACUGAGUACGAUAAAUGCACCUUCCAACACAGGAAUCACCCACAAUUCCACCACUAACAGUACAUCACCAACUUAUUUUACAAGUGCACAACUAUCCCUGUCAAUGAUCGUAAUAUGGAGUAUGGCCAGUGUGCUUGUACCAAUCUUCAUAUAUAUCGUGUCAGUAGAUAUGUAUAUACACUUAAAAGAAAGUUUGGGCCCCUCGUUAUCACAUAGUUUUCGAAAAGGUGUCACACUCUGUAGUCGACAAUUACCGGCGUUGGCAAAGAGCUCUAUAACAGACAACACCGUCGUUUUUAAAACAAGACGAUGGGAAAUUCUUUGUGAUAUGGUGAAUGCGCUUAUUAGCUGGGAGUGAAUUAACAGGAGUCUUUCUGGUUUGGACAAGAAUUACUAAUUUAUUUCGAAAAUCUGAUGUAAAACACAAUGUUUAACAGAAAUAAAUAAAGCAAGUACGACUUUGUAUAAACUAUUAAAUCAAUUGUAGGCAAAACUUAUUAUUAUUAUCCACUAGAAUAU
Zootermopsis nevadensis is the source of this 1040-nucleotide messenger RNA. The record is from RefSeq and is a predicted model, not a curated record. Lineage: Eukaryota; Metazoa; Arthropoda; Insecta; Blattodea; Termopsidae.